UAAUAAUAAUACAGCAGUGGAAACAUUUUCAUUAAACUGAGUGACCAGACUAUUUAUAGUAACAAUUGUGACGUUCAAGCAGUGACAGCAUAGAUAUUUAUUUACAUCGCAGUACGCCCGGAAAGUAAAAAGGUCAUUUCAAUUUAAACGCGCAAAUAAAAAAUAAUAUUGCGAUAUAAGCACAACUACUGUUUAAUUACCGCAUGAGCAUUCAGAAAUUACCGAGGCUACUACAAUUUGCUUUUUAUAAUUGAAUCUCUACAGACGAAACUAAAUAAAGUCAACAAUUGUCGCUUUAAUAUAUAACAAAUUGUUUGGCGCACAUGCUGUUCAAUUAGCUGUCUCACUGCUUCCGCGACAACUACGUAUAAGAGAGGAGAGAGAGAGCUGCACAAAGUUCAAAACUGAAGGCGUCAGCGGGUUCGCAACUUUCGUACUUCGCAUCAUUAUCCUCCUUACUAUCUUCACACGUACUAUUCAUCACAGCUACUAUAUUGUUGUUGUUUCAUUAAACAAUUUUAUUUUGAACGUUUUGCUGCUAUGGCCACUUCAUCAGUGCUCGCUAACAAUCCAAUUUCGACACUAUCAUCAGCGGUUGCUGUGAAUUCCUCGUCAUCGUCAACAACAACUACCUCACCUACUUUAAUUUCAACACGUAAACGCACCUACGAUACUGCUAUCUCAAUGCCCGCUGUCGCAACAAAAUCUCGAGGAGCAACUGCCGCUAUGGCUAAGGCAUCACUUGCCAACAAAAUGAAUGCGAAUGGUAAUGAUGUUGCGCUCAAUGAUAUACUUGUGGAUGGUGUCAGUACAGCAACUGCUGCAAUAACGAACAAAGAUUAUACACGCACAGUUUCACAAUGUGAACCGGAUGAGGAAGCCUCCGGCUCAUCGUCUGCAUACUAUGAUAGUCCUCUUAAGAAGGAGUACGUACCGGUGCCACAGCCGCUGCCCACGAUCAGUAGUGGUUCAUCAGAUUUUGCGACAAUUUGUAAGCCAGCACCAUUGUCCACUGACGAAGAGGCUGUUGUGGAGCGGGAGAAAUGUGACUACAAUUAUAAAAUCACCUAUCAAAUGGCGCGGUCUGGCCAAACGAAACGACGCGUACGUGUCUACGCCGAUGGCAUUUAUGACCUUUUCCAUCAAGGUCAUGCCAGACAGCUAAUGCAGGCGAAGAACAUUUUCCCAAAUGUUUACUUAAUUGUGGGUGUGUGCAAUGAUGAGCUAACACACCGCAUGAAGGGGCGCACAGUUAUGAAUGAUCAAGAGCGAUACGAGGCGUUACGUCACUGCCGCUAUGUGGAUGAGAUUGUUCCGGAUGCCCCUUGGACUCUAUGUGAUGAUUUUAUUGCAUCGAACAAAAUUGAUUUUGUUGCGCACGAUGACAUUCCAUACACUGGCGCAGGCGUGGAAGAUAUAUACGCGCCACUGAAGGCCAAAGGCAUGUUUGUUGCCACCGAACGCACAGAAGGCGUAUCUACUUCAGAUAUUGUCGCACGUAUAGUCAAGGACUAUGACUUAUAUGUACGCCGGAAUUUGGCGCGUGGUUAUUCGGCUAAAGAUUUAAAUGUCUCAUUCCUUUCGGAGAAGAAGUUUCGAUUCCAAAAUAAAAUGGAUGAGUUAAAGAAUCGCGGACGACGCGAACUGAAUAAAGUGAAGGAUGAUAUCAUCACAAAAUGGGAGGAGGCAUCUCGUGAUUUUAUUGAUGCAUUCCUUCUACUUUUCGGACGCGAACGUCUUAAUCAUUUGUGGAACGAAUCUAAGGGCAAAUUAAUCCAGGCGCUCAGUCCUCCCGGUAGUCCAAGUGGUUCAAUGAAUGGUGACGAUGAUGAAGACGAUUUUGAUUAUGAUGAUGAUGAUGAUACCGACUUCGCAACUGUACGCAUGCCGGCUCCUGCUGCGAGGAGUCGAGUCACCGAUAGUCCUACAUUACGUGAUAAAACCGAUCGUGGAGCCGAUUCUGCCAAGACCACCAAGAUGACAACACAAGUGAACGACAACGACAACGAUAAUGAUGAUGGCGAAUAUGAGCAUAGAAGUAAUUAGAGUAAUACGGUACCCAAAUAUUUCAUAGGUAAUAUUAUUAUUGUAACGCAAAAAACGCGAAAUGAAAAGCAAAAAAGAAUUACAUUAAAGAAUAACAAAUACAAUUAUUUGCAUAGAUGCAAAUGUCUUUGGAAAAUAUGAAAUGAAAGUGUAUUAUGUUCAAACGAAGUUACUAAAAAAUCUCUACACGUUUAAUAAAUAUUUAGGAUCACAGACAUCA
Messenger RNA from Bactrocera latifrons, 2266 nucleotides. RefSeq names its product choline-phosphate cytidylyltransferase A-like. Lineage: Eukaryota; Metazoa; Arthropoda; Insecta; Diptera; Tephritidae. The record is from RefSeq and is a predicted model, not a curated record. The transcript is spliced from 5 exons. Bases 541 to 2046 code for a protein of 501 amino acids. Gene Ontology annotation, molecular function: phosphatidylcholine binding; choline-phosphate cytidylyltransferase activity. Gene Ontology annotation, biological process: CDP-choline pathway.